AUGUCUGUAUGGUCUCCACAGCCCCCGUCUCCCAUCCCUGCCGGCGCCAUGCCGGGUGUCGGCGUGGCCCCCCUCCCGGAGCCGGAACCGGGACCCAGGAACGGUGUGGGUCGUUCUGCUAUCGGACCCGCCGGCCCCUCCGCGCACGUGGAAGCCUUCGAGAAGACCUGGCUUUCACGGGGUGCGGUCCAGUCUUUCCGGAUGCGGUACAGGGCGGUGCACUAG
Molecule: messenger RNA, 225 nt
Organism: Colletotrichum abscissum
Lineage: Eukaryota; Fungi; Ascomycota; Sordariomycetes; Glomerellales; Glomerellaceae
Exons: 1
Coding region: 1-225 (74 amino acids)
Source: RefSeq, a predicted model, not a curated record